Messenger RNA from Lichtheimia ornata, 1785 nucleotides. RefSeq lists its product as uncharacterized. Gene Ontology annotation, molecular function: protein binding. NCBI's taxonomy places the organism in Eukaryota, Fungi, Mucoromycota, Mucoromycetes, Mucorales, Lichtheimiaceae. The coding region runs from base 1 to 1785 and encodes 594 amino acids. The record is from RefSeq and is a predicted model, not a curated record. The transcript is spliced from 3 exons.
AUGGCAACGGCCGUCUCACGUGGUUCUUCCUUUGACACGCUUCCUUACGAAGUCAAGAUACGGAUAUUCUCGCGCCUUCCCUUCUGUGAACGUGUACGUCUGACAAGGGUCAGUCAAUCAUGGCGUCAAUUCCUUUUGAAUUGGCCAGAGAUGUUUGAAAGGAUAGAGAAUCGCUGCGACUGUGCAUUCGAGAGAGACCUUUCAUACACCAUGUGUCAACUCAACCAUGCGCUAUUGCCCUAUGCACCUUAUAUCCAACCAAAGGCUUUCCGCGACUUGAGUCUUCUCAUGCUAUCGGACAACACCGCUAAUCAAAAGAAUAUGAUACUGGAGAAUACCUUUGAUUUCUUUAUUGCACUUCGAUUCUACUAUAUUGAAAAGUGCUUUAUAUCGAUUACUUGCUUGGAUGAAGAAUGGUUUUCCAAAUUUAUCAAAGUUUGCUCUCACAACUUGAAGCGUUUGGAGUUUAUGAUGCGACCGGAUACACCCAUUGACGUUCCUUUCCUCGAUCUCUUUUUAUUACGCCUGACACAUCUUGAAGAUUUUCGACUCCUUGCAUUUCCAGCAAGCGGUGAUGAUGGACACCUAUUUGCAGGACUCUUUCUCAAUCAUUUUGAUGGUGUGAGCGACUCGAUACCUGAGAAUUGGAGCGUGAAAACGAUUGAAUUGGAUUGUCAUGGAAGCGCUAUCUACAUGCCACUCGACACCUUUGUGACAAAGUUACGCGGAUUGCAGUUUGCCAGAAUUAAGCCUGCGGACUUUCGUGAUCCAUUGACGGUUGGACAAGCAUUCGCCCAAUGUCCCAAUUUACGCUUGUUGAUUGUGGACAAGGAUUCAGCACACAAUUGGAGCCAGCACAAAAAGGAAGGUGCCAAAGGCCUUUAUCAUUUGGAGCUUACCGAUCAAUUCUGCAAACCAGCCAUAUACCUUCCAUUGCUCACAAAGCACCACCAAACAUUGGAGACAUUGAAGCUUGACGGCCUCGUUCUCACCAGGGGAACAAUGCGAGCCCUUGCCCCGCUUGAAUUUCCAGCAUUGAAAAAGAUUGUUAUCAAGGACAAGACGUUGUUUGAGCAAGGUGACGAAGACGAAGACCAUGGCGUUUUCGCAUCGGGUGAUGAUUUCGAUACGUUCAUCCACAGGCUUCCUCCUCAGCUAGAGUAUCUUCAUUUGUCAGUCUACAGCUAUUUGACGGAUGGCAUGCUCAGGGCACUCGAAUCAGUUGCAUGCUUGAAAAAGUUGGAAUUGGUCGUAUGCAAUGGUAUAACCGAAGAGGGCUUAUUGCACUUCCUAAAUCACACUCAAAGCAAGGAUACCCUCGAGGAACUCAUCCUGACGGGCCAGCAUUGCGUUACAAACGAUGUCCUCCAUACCAUUGGACGUAAUCUAUCAGCUCUUACCUAUCUCUCGCUCACAAGCAGGAACAAUGUCAGUCUCUUUGAUGGUUUGGAUCGCUUUUUGGAUACCAGCCCCAUCAUUGGCAAAUUGCAUUACCUCGCUAUUGAUUGCAAUAAGGACGAUGACUUUGUACCAACGAAUGAACAAGUCGAGGAUGUAUUACACAAGCUUCAGGCGAAGGUGAGCAUCUGGCACUUUUGUCUCGAUGCGCCAAGCAAGAAGCGUAGAAGAUUAAGAGGCGUCGACUUUUGGUUCAAACAUUAUGCUCCAAGAACUAAAGAAUCAGGACAAGAAUCUUCGGAAGAAUCCUCUGAUGAAUACUCUCACGAAUACUCUCAAGAAGACUCUGAAGACGAUGAUAACGAAAGCAAUGGUAGCGAACAUUAG